AGUGACACCGCCAGCAGGGAGAAGCCUGGCUAGGUGAGAGAAAUACUAAAUCCAGCCAAGGAUUUUUUUUUUUAAACUGUUGCGGGAGAUAGCGGUUCACAGAAGUUAACAGAGAAGUAUCCCUGACUUGAGUUGUUUUGGACACCGUUUUCAUAUUCGUGCCAUCACAAAGACUGUCCACUUGGGAGCUUUUUCCAGAUCUGAAAUAUAAGAUUUCUCCUGUUGACUAUGGCAGACAGAACUGAGUGCAGUACGGAGGACGGAUCUUUGGACAGUUUCUGUGUCGCAGCAGAGGCUACAUGAGGUUGCCGCACGCUUGCCUUUUUGCCGACUCCACCUUCCCACCUCCUCCUGUUCAAAUCUGUGAAGAAACAAAAUCUCCGACAGGGGAGGGGGACUGAUUUCUGCAGAGGUACGAACCGAGAGGGUGAACUCAAAAGAGUUCAACAUUGCUGUCCUCUCCCCUACCGUCCCCCCAAGCGGUGGGGGAACGAUCAGAAACAUUUCUUGAAGGGAGUAGGAGACGGAAAUAAAGGAAAUACACUACAGUCCCCCCUUUUUUUAAUUCGUCAAAAAAUAUGGCCGAUAAUGUCCUGGAGUCCGGCCCGCCUUCAGCCAAGAGGCCCAAGCUGUCCUCCCCAGCUCUGUCCGUGUCUGCCAGUGAUGGAAAUGAUUUUGGUUCAUUCUUUGACUUGGAGCAGGACCUCCCAGAUGAGCUCAUCAAUUCUUCAGACCUCGGGCUAACCAACGGCGACGAUGCCAGCCAACUCCAUACUAGUCUCGGAGGGCUUGGAGGGGGGAUUGGUGGGGGUGGCCAGGAUGCAGCUGCAAAACAUAAACAGCUGUCAGAGCUCUUGCGUUCGGGAGCACCAGCACAGCCAGGCGGUCCCACUCCCAACAGCGCAUCAUCUGGAGCUCCCAUGGGGAUGAUGGGGGGCGUCAGCGUGUCCUCCGGUGGACCUCAAGGCAUUCAUCCUCAGAACCAGCAGCAACAACCUGGAUUAAUGCAGCAGGUUGGGAUGGUUGGAGGCGUGGCGGCACUCAACCGAGCAGCAGCCAUGAUGGGUGCCCAAAAGGGCAACGCGGGACAGCAGCAGCAAGGGCUGAUAGGGGGGCAGGUUGUCAAUGGCUCGCCUAGAAUGGGCUAUCCUGGCAAUGCUGGCAUGGGUAACAAUAGUAAUAUUUUGGCAGAGACAUUACAGCAGCAGGGCAACCAGCCGAUUGGAGCCGGGGGUCAGGCAGGGAUGAGACCACAGCAGCCUGGCACGCUGAACAAGAUGAAUAUGAUGGCCAAUGCGGGCCCCUAUGGUGGUCCGUACGGCCAGUCUGCUGGCCAGGGGUUACCUGGAGCAGGGCUGGGCCCACAGCUCCAGAAUAAGGCUGGCCUGCCCAACAAUAUGGCCACUCAGUUCAGCAUGGACAAGAAGGCAUCCCCGGGUCAAGGCAUGCCUGGGAUGACUCCUCAGCAGCAGCAACAACCCGGGGCGGUUGGCGGUGUGGUGGUCAGCGGAGCCGCCACGGUGGGAGGAACACAGGUUGGACUGAACGCUGUGGGGGCAGGACCCGGCGCGACGCCCCCAACUGCUGACCCUGAGAAGCGGAAGUUGAUUCAACAACAGCUUGUCCUCUUGCUGCAUGCACACAAGUGCCAGCGGAGGGAGCAGGCCAACGGGGAGGUGCGGCAGUGCAACCUGCCUCAUUGCCGCACCAUGAAGAACGUGCUCAACCACAUGACUCACUGCCAGGCUGGCAAGUCCUGCCAGGUGGCACACUGUGCCUCAUCCAGACAGAUCAUCUCUCAUUGGAAGAAUUGCACACGACAUGACUGUCCUGUAUGCCUGCCACUAAAAAACGCUGGAGACAAGAGGAACCAGCAGUCUCUCGUCAACAGUGCGGCAGCAGUGGGUUUAGUGAACUCUUUAGGUUCAGGCGUACCAGGUGGGCAGUCCAACACUCCGAACCUGAACCCUCCCAGCCAGAUUGACCCCAGCUCCAUAGAGAGGGCCUACGCUGCACUGGGCCUUACUUACCAGGGCAACCAGAUGCCACAGCAGACGCCACAGGCCAACAUGCCAAACCAGGGGCUGCAGGGACAACCUGGGAUGAGGAGUCUAAAUGCCAUGGGAGGAAACUCUAUGGGAGUGAAUGGUGGAGUGGGGGUGCAGCCCUCCAACCAGCAGUCCACAUUACUGGCAGACGCCAUGUUGCACAACAACAUUACAGCGCAGAGUUUGAUGAACGACAGUGUGGGGAACCUGGGCUCCAUGCCCACAGCUACUCCCCCCUCUGCUGCAGGGAUGAGAAAGUCUUGGCAUGAAGACAUCACGCAAGACCUCCGCAACCAUCUUGUCCACAAACUCUGCAAUGUUUUUCAUGCAUUUGUGUGUGUGAGCAGUGUGCAGGCCAUCUUUCCUACUCCUGACCCAGCUGCUCUGAAGGACCGGCGGAUGGAGAAUCUGGUGGCUUAUGCACGAAAAGUAGAAGGGGACAUGUACGAGUCGGCCAACAGUAGGGCGGAGUACUACCACCUCCUGGCUGAGAAGAUCUAUAAAAUCCAGAAAGAGCUGGAAGAAAAGAGGAGGACUCGGCUCCAGAAGCAGGGCAUGAUGCCCGGCCAACCUGGCAUUGCCUCUUCUGGCCUUCCACAGGGGCCCCCUGGUGUGGGACAGCCACCCAUGCCCCCUGGACAGCCCCCUAAUGGUCCUCAUACCGAUCCGUCCAUGGUCAGGCCAGCUGCUCCCAAUCAGAUGGUCAACAGAAUGCAGAACCCAGCAGGAAUGAACCAGUUUGGUCAGAUGGGGAUGCAGGCUAUGGGUCAAAGGUCGACACCUCCUCUUCCUCUUAAUCCUUCAAUGAACCAGAUGGGUAUGGGAGCAGCAAGGAUGGGUCAGCCAAAUGCUACGCAGCUACAGAACCAGUACCUCUCUCCAGGCCAGUUUCCUGGCUCUAGUCCCGGACUUGGUUCUGGCCCUGUUGGCACGAACCAGCCAGGAGCACAGCCAGCUGUGCCUUCGCAGAACCAAAUUACAACACCGCCUUCCCACCCAGCAAGCAGCCCUGCAGCACAGUCCGCCUCCUCUGUCCCAGGCUCCGGAGCCCCUGCAGGCUCUAUGGGACCCAUUAAUGCAGGUGGUGCUGGGCCUUUACCAAACUUUCCUCCAUCUUCCACCCAGCCCAACACCUUCCCUCACUGCCCACCUGUCCGAACAAACUCCCCAUCACCAGCACGAAGCUUAACGCCUCAGCCCCACCAAACACCGCCUACAUUACCUCGCUCUCAGACCCCACAGCCACAGACCCCCAACACACCCCAAGUGCCCCAACCCCAGCCACAGCAUCCCCAGCAGCAGCACCAACAACAACAAGCCUCACAGCAGCAGCAGCUGCCAUCAGGAAAGACGAUGAACUCCGAGAAAGCCAGUCAGCUUCUACAGCAGACGCUUGGGGGUGUGGCUUCUCCAGGCCCUCAAGCGGGCCAGACUUCUUCAGUCCCGACCCAGAACGUGUCAUUACAGCUGCCACAGACUCCACUCUCUACGAAGCCUUCUCUGACCACAGAUGGUCAGGUGUCCUCUCCAGCUUCAGUUACAAGCAGCACUGACCCCAAAUCUCAGCUCGCCCCUGUCGACGGUCCUGCACCCAGCCAGGAAGACGUUAAAAUGGAGGUAAAGAAGGAGGAGGAGGAGGAUGAAGCAGUUGAAUCCCAAGGUGAUGGCAAGGGGAAGAUGGGCAAGGGUCAGUCCGAGGUGAAGAUGGAGGAGAAACCAGAGAUAAAGAAGGAGAAGUUGUCUGGAGACGGGUGUAAGGGCGAGCCCAUGGAUACAUCCUCAUCUUCUGGGUCAUUGUCAGUAGCAACAAGUGAAGACAAGAAGCCAGAGGUGAAGAAGGAGCCCAAAGAGGAAGAGGAGGGUUCAGGGUCAUCAGCUGUCAACAGCUCCUCAGCGAGCACUCAGAGCAAGAAGAAAAUCUUUAAGCCAGAGGAGCUGCGUCAGGCUCUGAUGCCCACCCUGGAGUCUUUGUACCGCCAGGACCCUGAGUCCCUUCCCUUCCGUCAGCCGGUGGACCCCCAGUUACUGGGAAUACCCGUACGUAUUCGAACUAGUAACAAAACUAACCUGGACUACUUUGACAUCGUGAAGAACCCCAUGGACCUGUCGACCAUCAAGCGGAAGCUGGACACAGGACAGUACCAAGAGCCGUGGCAGUACAUUGAGGACAUCUGGCUGAUGUUCAACAACGCCUGGCUGUACAACCGGAAGACAUCCAGAGUCUACAAGUACUGUUCCAAGCUGGCUGAGGUGUUUGAGUCUGAGAUUGACCCAGUCAUGCAAGGCCUAGGGUACUGCUGUGGGAGGAAGUAUGAAUUUUCCCCCCAAACUCUCUGCUGCUAUGGAAAACAAUUAUGCACCAUCCAACGCGACGCUGCUUAUUUUAGCUACCAGAACAGUUCACCAAAAUAUGGGCUUCUUGCUGACAGGUACCACUUCUGUGAGAAGUGUUUCAACGAAAUCCAAGGCGAGAGUGUUUCUCUUGGAGACGACCCCUCCCAGCCACAGACGUCCAUCAACAAGGAUCAGUUCCAGCGAAAGAAGAAUGACACCCUCGACCCUGAGUUACUUGUUGAAUGUACCGACUGCGGUCGUAAAAUGCACCAGAUCUGUGUCCUGCAUAACGAAACCAUAUGGCCUUCAGGCUUUGUAUGCAAUAACUGCCUGAAAAAGGUCAAUAAGACGCGGAAAGAGAACAAAUACGCCGCCAAACGGCUUCCUCAGACAAAGCUGGGGAACUUUUUGGAGACGCGAGUGAACGACUACCUCAAGCGGCAAAGCCACCUGGAGUCUGGAGAGGUCACUAUUCGCGUGGUCCAUGUCUCAGACAAGGUGGUUGAGGUCAAGCCGGGCAUGAAGUCCAGGUUUGUAGACAGUGGAGAGAUGGCUGAGUCUUUCCCAUAUAGGAUGAAAGCCUUGUUUGCAUUUGAGGAUAUCGACGGAGCAGAUGUGUGUUUUUUUGGCAUGCACGUUCAAGAGUACGGCUCAGACUGCCCCCCUCCCAAUCAGAGACGGGUGUACAUUUCUUACCUGGAUAGCGUGCACUUCUUCAAACCUCGACAACUGAGGACGGCCGUCUAUCAUGAGAUCCUUCUAGGUUACUUGGAGUAUGUCAAAAGGCAGGGGUUUACAACAGGCCAUAUUUGGGCUUGUCCUCCCAGCGAAGGGGAUGAUUAUAUCUUCCAUUGUCAUCCAGCGGACCAGAAGAUCCCGAAGCCAAAACGCCUCCAGGAGUGGUACAAAAAGAUGCUGGAUAAAGCCGUUUCUGAGCGGAUUGUUCAUGAUUACAAGGACAUCUUCAAGCAGGCAACAGAGGACCGUCUGACGAGCGCCAAGGAGCUGCCGUACUUUGAGGGAGACUUCUGGCCCAACGUACUGGAGGAGAGCAUCAAAGAGCUGGAGCAGGAGGAAGAGGAGAGGAAAAGGGAGGAGAACAGUACUUCCAAUGAAAGCACAGAUGCGACAAAAGGAGACAGCAAGAACGCCAAAAAGAAGAACAAUAAGAAGACAAGCAAGAACAAGAGUAGCUUGAGCCGAGCCAACAAGAAGAAACCAGGGAUGCCCAGUGUUUCUAAUGAUCUCUCCCAAAAGCUGUAUGCCACCAUGGAGAAACAUAAAGAGGUUUUUUUUGUCAUCCGCCUCAUUGCCGGUCCAACUGCCAACUCGCUGCCUCCUAUCACUGACUCGGACCCCUUGAUGGCCUGUGACCUGAUGGAUGGCCGUGAUGCCUUUCUGACUCUCGCCAGGGAUAAGCACUUGGAGUUCAGCUCUCUCAGAAGGUCCAAGUGGAGCUCCAUGUGUAUGUUGGUUGAGCUGCACAACCAAAGCCAAGACCGCUUUGUUUACACCUGCAAUGAGUGCAAACACCACGUGGAGACCCGCUUCCACUGCACUGUUUGUGAAGAUUAUGACUUGUGCAUCACCUGCUACAACACUAAAGGUCAUGAGCACAAGAUGGAUAAGCUGGGGCUUGGCCUGGAUGAUGAUGGCAACAACCCAGCAGCAGCAGCUACGCAGAGUCCCGGUGACUCACGUAGGCUCAGCAUCCAGCGUUGCAUCCAGUCGCUGGUCCAUGCAUGCCAGUGCCGCAACGCCAACUGCUCACUGCCGUCCUGCCAGAAGAUGAAGCGGGUUGUUCAGCACACAAAAGGCUGCAAACGCAAGACAAACGGCGGCUGUCCCAUCUGCAAGCAGCUCAUUGCUCUGUGUUGCUAUCAUGCCAAACACUGCCAGGAGAACAAAUGUCCCGUCCCAUUCUGUCUGAACAUCAAGCAAAAGCUCCGACAGCAGCAGCUGCAGCACAGACUGCAGCAGGCCCAGAUGUUGAGGAGGAGGAUGGCCACCAUGCAGAGGGUGGGACAGCCAGCCGGAGGACAACCAGGAGGACCUAUGGUAGGUCUUCCGUCACCAGGAAACAAUGGCACCACGGCUCCAAGCACCCCAACAUCUGGCGGAACCCAACCCCCAACCCCUCAGACCCCAACUCAGACCAUGACUCCGGCCCCACAACAGGGAAUGGGUCCUGGAAAUGGAGUGCAACAGCAACCAGGAGGGAUACCUCCUCAACAUUCUCUUCAUCAGUUCCAGCAGAUGGCAACUGGAGGAGGUGGGGGAGGAGGAAUGAUGAACUCUCCACAACAUCAGCAGCAGAUGCUCCAAGUUCAGCAGCAGCAACAAAUCGGAUCAGGUACCAACCCUCAGCAGCUUCAGCAGCACCCCAGCAAUUUGCCACCUUAUGCCAGCAGACCCCCUGGCUCUUCCCCAAUCCACCAGUCCCAGGGUAAACCAGUUCUUGGCUCUGCAACGCCUCCUCAGCAGCAGCAGCCUGGUGGCGCUGUCAUGGCUGGAAAUUUAGGGGGUCAGCCACCUCCCAGUCAGCCACCAGGCCAGCAGCAACAGGCCCCCUCCGGCCCUCCACCAGCAGCAGUAGAAAUAGCACUAAAGAUUCAACAGGUGGCCGAUGCUCAAAGGAAGAUGGCUCUCCAAAGACAAGCAGCAGCUGCAGGCUUGAUGUCUUCUCACCACCAACAAGGUCAGCCUCAGCAGAUGGCGAUGGCACACCCGGGGACAGUAGGAAUGGUUGGAGCCCAGGGUAUACCACCACAAAGUCAAGCACCGGUGGCAGCUGGUCGAGCCCACAUAGAUCAACAGCAAGGAGCUCCACCGGGGAUGAUGGUUGGGGCUGGUGGUCACAUGCAGCAACCCCCCCAGCAGGGUAACUUGCCACAGGGCCAGCUCCCAACUCAGGUGCAGCUUCAGCAGCAGAGGAUGGUUGCUCCACUUCAGAACUCUCAGCAGCAACAGCAACAGUGGGCAGGACAGGGUGUGACAGCCCAGCAGAGACAAGCUAUGAUGAACACAAUGAACCAUCCAGCCAUGAUGGCAGCUCAGCAGCAACAGCAGCAGCAGCAUCAGGCACAGCACCAGCAAGGUCAGGGCCAUGCUGCCUUGAUGAACAUGGCACAGCAGCAGCAACAGCAGCAAGGUGCUAGUGGUGGGGUCGCAGGUGGAGCCCUCCCUGUAGGUGUCGGUGCUGCUGGUGGAAACAUCCCCCAGGCAGCUCUUCAGGAGCUACUACGCACUCUCCGUUCACCAAGCUCCCCACUCCAACAACAGCAAGUCCUCAACAUCUUGCGCUCUAACCCUCAGCUCAUGGCUGCUUUUAUCAAACAGAGGGCUUCAAAAUACAAGGGGGUGCAGGGGGGCCCUGGUGGACCAGGGGUCGUCCCAGGAGGAGUCCCGGGAGGAGUCCCGGGAGGACCUGGUCCUGCUGGAGGUCCUGUUGGAAACGUGGUUGCAGGAGGAAGCCCACAGGUGAACAUGAAUGCUGCAGGUGCUGGUCAGCCGGGAAUGCACAUAGGGGGUCAGGGAGGGUCAAAUGUCAACAUGGCUGCCAUGGCUCAGCUACAGCAAGUCCAGCAGCAACAGCUGCAACAGCAGCUACAACAGCAGCAGAGGCCGAUGCUCAGUGGUUUACAGCAGCAGCAGGUUGCAGCUCUCCAGCAGCAACAACAACAGCAGCAGCAAGGGGUAGGAAGAGGAAUGCAAGCCCAGGGGCUGCAGAUGGGAAACGUCAACCCCCAGUUUAGAGAGUUGCUUAUGAGACGACAUCUGCAGCAGCAACAGCAGCAGCAGCAGCAGCAACAACAGCAAAUGGGAGUAAAUCAUGGUCAGUUCCAGCAACCUCAACCCCCACAGGGGCAGGGAUUCAUGGGACAGCAGGGGAUGCAGCCUCCUACAGUGGGACAGGGUCCAAAUGGAGGCCCACCUCAUGGCCCUCAGCAACAAGGUGCCCCCCCAGGUCAGCAGGGCCCAGGUUACCCAGGCUCAGUUGCCCAACAGCAGGCCACAGCUGCACUUCAGCAGAGGCUCCAGCACCAGCACCACCUUCAGAUGCAGCAGCAGAAUUCCAUGGCUGCCCUCCCAGGGGGAGAUGCAGGACAAGGUGUAGGAGGUCCUCAGCAACCAUCUCAGGGCCCUCAGUCUACCCAAAGUGGACCCCCACCCCAAUCACUGCUUCAACAGGCUCUCCACCAGAGGUUGCUCCAGCAGCAGCAGCUGGGUCCUAGCGGGUCACCAGCCCAACACAGCAAUCCCAUGAGCCCUCAGCAACCACAGCAGAUGGCCCAGUCUCCACACCCACACCUGCAGGGCCAGGCGCUGCCCACGUCACUCGCUAACCAGGUGCGAUCCCCACAGCCCUCUCCCAGACCCCAGUCACAGCCACCACACUCCAGCCCAUCCCCACGCAUGCAGCCUCAGCCCUCCCCACAUCACAUCUCCCCCCAGAUACAGACUGGCUCUCCACACCCGAGCCACUUGAACCAGCACCAUCCAGGAAUGGUAGUCCCUCCACAACAGCAACAGCCACCAAGCCAGCAGCAGCAGAACACUAUGGAGCAGUUUGGGUCGGACGAGAGCGCCAUGCUGUCUCAGCUGAGCGGCAUGGCUGGUCUGCACGGGCCAGGCGGCAGCGGUCAGGACCCAAUGGGCCAGAACAUGAACCACAACUCUUUAGACCACAUGUAGGACUCCUUAAUGUGUUAAACUGAGCCAACGAUGCUCAGUGAAGCUCCGCACAAACUGCACUCACCCAGGACAGUGUUAUUAUUAACCUUUUUUUUUUUUUUUUUUUGAUAUAAAAUGUUAUUUAAAAUGUUUUCAAUAAAGAUGCAUUGAACUGAACUUCCUAUGGGAGAUGAACAUUAAAUCAAGCAGUUGUUAAAUGAAUUAGAAUAAAUGAAUUGUAACUUAUUGCUGUUAAUAUAUAUAUAUUUUCUUUUUGCCAAUUGAGGACAAAGAGGGGGAGAGUUUCUCUUGCAACCAGCACCUCUUCCCCUCAUCUCCCCCUCUUGUAGAAGAAAGGUGAUAUUUUAGGUUUUUUUUGGGGGGGGGGGGGGGGGGGGGGGGGUAAAUAGAAGUACUUGCCUUUUUUUUAAAGAAAUGUUUGUAAGAUUUUAAGAGGUCCAGACUUAAAGAGGAAACGAUUUAAUGCAAAGAUCUUUUUUUUUUUUUUUUUUUGUUGCUGUUACCCAUCAUUCAGUCUGUCCAUUUCUGUUUGCAGAGUGAUGUGAAUUUUGUAAAUCCAAACAUGAUGCAUAUCUUUUUAAUGUUUGGGUUUGCUUUAUUUAUUAUUAUUUUCCUUCAUGGGAUGGGGGGUGUUAUAUUCUCUGCUACGAUUCGUAUAGAAAUAUAUUUUUGUUAUUGACUGUUAAAAAUGGGGAGGGUAGUAAAUAUGCCAUUUCACUCUACAUGUCCUCAGUUGGCUUUGUCCAAAUGGAAGUAACGCCACCGUUUAAUUGCAGCGUUCGACGGUCUGCUCCGACUUUGAGAUGUUCAGCGGACAUAUUUUUUGGACGUCCCGGCCGGCUUCUGUUUCUGGACGUCCAUCAUGCUGGAAGAGACUCUCCCCUCGCAAACAUGCAAGCCCUCUCCCUCGAAUGUGUGUGCACUCCUUCCUUUUAAAGACACUUAACAUGGAGCUAUGGAGGCUUGGGGAGGGGGGUGCAUACCUUUGUGCCUGUAACAUUUUAAUUACAUAGGGGUGGGGGGGUCCUUAUAGUGUUUUUAGGAUUUUACUGUUUGGAGAAAAGAGGAUGAUGAUCCAAAUGAACUGUGUUGCACAGAAAUGAGGUGAAAGAAGGCGGUAUGAGCGGUCAUUCUCCGUCUCUUUCUUCCUCGUCCCCUUUGCUGCUUCCCAUGGACUUUAUAUCCUCCUCGGGGUGGGAGGGUUUGGGACUUUGAGCUCCUUCCUUACAAACUCCAUCCUCUUUAUCUUUCUGAUCAGAACUUUGGGAGUUUUAUUUAAUAUUUUUUACUGUACAAAGGAAGCAAACUGUGGACUCAAAACUGUUUGUUUUUUUUGUUUUAUUUUUUUUAUAAUAAAAUGAAAAUAACCGAUA
Melanotaenia boesemani (Boeseman's rainbowfish) is the source of this 10450-nucleotide messenger RNA. RefSeq names its product histone acetyltransferase p300-like. The transcript is spliced from 30 exons. Lineage: Eukaryota; Metazoa; Chordata; Actinopteri; Atheriniformes; Melanotaeniidae. Gene Ontology annotation, cellular component: histone acetyltransferase complex; nucleus; transcription regulator complex. Gene Ontology annotation, biological process: positive regulation of transcription by RNA polymerase II. The coding region runs from base 579 to 9077 and encodes 2832 amino acids. The record is from RefSeq and is a predicted model, not a curated record. Gene Ontology annotation, molecular function: chromatin DNA binding; transcription coactivator activity; zinc ion binding.